UUAUAUGCAAGAACAUAGAUUUAAUUGUUCGAAUUAUAUGCUGUUUAACGUCCCUCUCGAGAUUUUUUACUCAUAUGGAUUUAAUAGUUCUUAGAGGCUUUCUUGAGGGUUCAUUUAAUUUAUUAAUGUUUUAUGUGCAUAUUUGUUUACCUAUGAAAAAUGUUUAGUUUCUUUAAAAAAGCACCAACACAGAAGGACAUGCCACGAUUCACCGAUAAAAAAGAAACUUUUUUGAUAAUAGAGAAGAUAGAGGAACUUCUAGGAGACCUUAAAUCAAAGAUCAGCAAGAACGAGUGUUCGAAGUGUGGAGUUGCUAUUGUUGAGGAAGAGGGGUCAGGUGACUGUUAUUACCCACCUCCACAAAAAUUUGAUCAAAAUUCGAAAGGAACUGGAAAAGGGCAAACAGAGAAAGAAAUUAUUGAUAAACAACGUAGAGGGAGCUACGAAACUGAAUUCUCGAGAGGAAAAACUUCCAAAGACUAUAUAAAACAACUAGAGGAAGAAAAGAAGUUUUUAAACAGUAAUUGUCAAAAGCUUAAAGAAGAAAACGAAAAGAGUAGUGAUGUAAUAGCUGAUCUGAGGGAAACCCUUUCAAAGAAUGAAAAUGAAAUUGCCAAUUUUAGAGUAGAGUUGAAAAAAUACAAAGAAAAUGCACAAAAUCUGAGAGACAUUAUUGCAAAAAAAGAAGAAAAAAUAAAAGCAUUAAAUGACACAAAUAAAGAUUUCGAAGAAGAAAAGGCAAAAUUGCUUCAAAGAAUUGAAUGUAAAGAAAAAGAAGGGAAAUAUCAAAAUACAAAGCUUGAAGAAUUGAGGAAACUGACAGAUAAAUAUACAGCUAAUAAUAAAGAGAAAGAAAGCCAGAUACAGAAAUUAAACAGAACCAUUGAAGAAUUAAGAAAUUCAAAUCAUCAACAUAAAUCGUCCCUAUCUGUCAAAGAAAGAGAAUUAAGCCAGGUAGAGGAGAGAUGUAGAGAACUGAAGGUCCAACUCGAAAUGAAUUCCAGAAAAGAAAUUAGUGUUGGAUUUCAUACAACACUUGCACCGGCCAUGUCUUCUCUUAUACUGGACGGACUGAUGAAAGAACUAAGUGGCCGCUUAGCGGUGGAAAAGGUGGAUCUGGUGAGACGGCCAUUUUCCGGAAGUACAGAUUUGAAUUGUCCUCUGCUGGCUAUCUGUGUCAAUGUGUCAAGGAUAGGGACGGAUGCUAAAGAAGUUCUGAAGGGAAUACCAAAAACUAGCAACUUCAAGGACGUUGCACUUUUGGUUUUCCAUCAUAAAGAGGCCCAUGCUCUACCAAGUCAGUCCAGUGACAAAAUUCUCACUGGAGCAGAUUUCAGUCAUCUUGGUACUAUUAUAGAUUUCGCUUUUCUAUCUCAGAGAGGAAUUUAUGAAUGUGACAUGAACAUGAUGGGUAUCGAACGAAUUGCAUCCUUCCUGCUACAGUACAAAACAAGGAAAACGUGAAACUUUGUCUGAAUUCCUAAAUGGGGCUUGGGGGGGGGGUCAACAAAUAAACCAUCAGAUAUAACUUUGUUUUAUGAUAAUGUAUCUUAGGCUGUCAACAAUCAUUUGGCAGAGAAAAAAUUCAUACAUUUUAGUUUUAAAUUUGGUCAUUUUCGUAUAUCUAUGAUACGAUCAUUAUAAUAGUCUAAAAUGGCCACAACGACCCAGCUCCCUUAAUCGGGGAGAAAGCCUUA
Saccostrea cuccullata (small rock oyster) is the source of this 1697-nucleotide messenger RNA. RefSeq lists its product as uncharacterized. Lineage: Eukaryota; Metazoa; Mollusca; Bivalvia; Ostreida; Ostreidae. Bases 160 to 1464 code for a protein of 434 amino acids. The transcript has 9 exons. The record is from RefSeq and is a predicted model, not a curated record.